Messenger RNA from Asterias rubens (European starfish), 1168 nucleotides. Its product is annotated as EF-hand domain-containing protein D2-like. The record is from RefSeq and is a predicted model, not a curated record. The transcript has 4 exons. Lineage: Eukaryota; Metazoa; Echinodermata; Asteroidea; Forcipulatida; Asteriidae. Gene Ontology annotation, molecular function: calcium ion binding. The coding region runs from base 112 to 690 and encodes 192 amino acids.
AAUUUCAUUUCCUUCUUCGGCCGCCGCCGCGUCCGUGUGUAAAAAACUAGCAGAGGAGCUGCCUAAAUUUGGACCCUAAUUCUAGCAUUAAAUUUCACCUAAAGAUUCACCAUGGCGGAUAGUGAAUUAGCCGGCAAGUUGGCGAGAAGGGAAGCAUUAAAUGAAGGAGAAGAGGUCGAAGUAAAUAAAAGGACGCUAGUUUUCAACCCGUACACAGAGUUCAAAGAGUUUAGCCGGAAAGAAAUCAAGCAAUAUGAAAAGAUGUUUAAGAAAUAUGACACCGACAACAAUCACUACAUAGAAUUGAUGGAGUUAAAGUUAAUGAUGGAAGCACUGGGAGCUCCCCAGACGCACAUGGCACUUAAAGACAUGAUCAAAGAAGUAGACGAAGAUCUCGAUAAUAGAAUAUCAUACAGAGAGUUUUUGCUGAUUUUCCGCAAGGCAGCGGCGGGUGAGCUGGAUACAGACAGUGGACUCAGUGCGUUGGCCAGGUUAACAGAAAUAGAUGUUGACAAGGAAGGCGUAGGGGGUGCGAAGGACUUCUUCGAAGCUAAGAUCAACGAGCAGACGCAAGUCAUGAAGUUUGAGAAUGAGAUCAGACAAGAGCAAGAGGAGAAGAAACAGGAAGAAGAAGAAAAAAAGAAGAGGAGAGCAGAGUUCAAAGCCAAACAAGCCGCCUUCAAAGUCUAGAGCUAACAAUCAGGGUGAUUUUAUAUAAGUCCAUUAAGUGCUGCCAAAACAAAUCGCUCUCUUUCUUCAGGUCAUAUUUUGUAUCUUUAAAUGCUUUACUUCUUACCGUAUCUCUUCUCACUGGAGGGAUUUACUAAAUACCUUUUCAGUCUAAGAAAGAUCCAACCAACACCAUGUGGUGACACGAUAGACCCAAAUUAAGGUGAUUCUGAUUAAGGUGGAAGAUGCCUGAUUCCAUGCGAAGCUUGAUCGGUUUACUAGCGCAGUCCUUGGUCCGAACAGAAUAAAACACAAAAAGCUGUUGGAUUUUGAUGAAUUGGUUGGGGGGGGGAUUAGGAUUUAAACAAUUUCAAUGUUCAGAACGAGUUUAAAAAUAAUUUCUCAUCAAAGUUACUUUCAAAAAUGGUAUUCCGUGGUCUUUUUUGGGUGAUACUUUUUUCUUGAAAAGUUAAAGAUUUUGUAUUAUGUUUUUGUUGGG